Molecule: messenger RNA, 603 nt
Organism: Diversispora eburnea
Lineage: Eukaryota; Fungi; Glomeromycota; Glomeromycetes; Diversisporales; Diversisporaceae
Source: the annotation of a GenBank genome assembly
AUGUCAAGAUUACAUGGUUCCAUUUUCUUGAAUUUUCUCCUUGGAAAAAUUGUUUUAUUUUUACUUGUUCCACUUACAAAAGCAUCCAUCGUUGAUGAUUCUUAUAAAUCUUACGAAGAUGUGUUCGAUGCAAUUCUUAAUACACUUUUUCCAAUUACAUUCAUCAUCUUGUUUAAUGUCUCAGAAACUGGACCUAUUAAAAGAGUAUUGUUACCAUUACUUGAUGACAUAUUAUACAACACAAUCGCUUGGGUGUUUCCAUUGACUGCUUCUUUGUCCUAUCUUGAUAUUUACUUAAUUUCUUAUUUAUCACCUGUGGCAUGUUUUCAUAUAUGUCAUUCAAUAUGCGCUAUAAUAAAAAAUGUAAGAGUUGAUGAUUUGCAUAAUUCAGGAACAGGAACACAAAUAUUUAACAGGAUCUCUUUUGCUUUGAUAACUUCUCCAGCAAUAUUAAUUCCAGAAAUUUGGAUUGUGUUUAUUUCCUAUCGGCUUGUUGCUGGAUGGCCAAAAGGAAAACGUCGUGGAAUAUAUACUGUUUAUAAAGUAUAUCUUACUUUAAUGAUAGAAUACCUGGAGACUUUUUGGCUACUUCAAAUACAAUAA